UUGAACAUCAAUAUUAUGGCAGCAGUAAGUGUUUCACAGCAAAAGAGUCUGGAGGGAUAUGUGGGAUUUGCAAGCCUCCCCAACCAAGUGUACAGAAAGUCUGUGAAACGAGGCUUCGAGUUCACCCUGAUGGUUGUGGGAGAGUCAGGGUUGGGCAAGUCCACGCUAAUAAACUCUCUGGUUCUAACGGAUCUGUACUGUGGAGAAUAUCCUGGACCUUCUCAUCGAAUCAAGAAAACAGUUCAGGUGGAGCAGUCCAAAGUGUUGAUGAAGGAGGGAGGCGUCCAGCUUCUUCUCACGAUAGUUGACACGCCAGGAUUCGGCGACGCUGUGGACAACAGCAACUGCUGGCAGCCGGUCAUCGAUCACAUCGACAGUAAGUUUGAGGAUUAUCUGAACGCGGAGUCACGCGUGAACAGACGGCAGAUGCCGGACAGUAGAGUGCACUGCUGCCUAUAUUUCAUCGCACCCUCAGGACAUGGACUGAAACCUUUGGACAUCGAGUUCAUGAAACGGUUGCACGAGAAGGUCAACAUCAUCCCCUUGAUUGCCAAAGCGGACACCCUCACCCCCGAAGAGUGCCAACAGUUCAAGAAACAGAUUAUGCGAGAAAUCCUGGAGCACAAGAUCAAAAUUUACGAAUUUCCGGAGACUGAUGAUGAGGAGGAGAACAAGAUUGUGAAAACAAUCAAAGAUCGGUUGCCCCUGGCUGUGGUCGGAAGCAACACUAUCAUCGAGGUGAAUAGCAAGAGGGUUCGAGGAAGGCAGUACCCAUGGGGUGUGGCAGAAGUUGAAAAUGGGGAACACUGUGAUUUCACACUCUUAAGGAAUAUGCUCAUCAGGACCCACAUGCAGGACCUCAAGGACGUAACAAAUAAUGUCCAUUAUGAGAACUACAGAAGCCGGAAGUUAGCGGCUGUUACCUGUAAUGGAAUUGACAACAACAAAACCAAAGGCCAGCUCACCAAAAAUGACACGGUUGAAGGCAUGAGCCCUCUUGCACAGAUGGAGGAGGAGAGGAGAGAGCAUGUGUCCAAGAUGAAGAAGAUGGAGAUGGAAAUGGAGCAGGUCUUCGAGAUGAAAGUCAAGGAGAAGAUCCAAAAGCUGAAAGAUUCAGAAGCAGAGUUGCAGCGACGUCACGAGCAGAUGAAGAAGAACCUGGAAGCCCAGCAUAAGGAGCUGGAAGAGAGACGACGUCAGUUUGAGGAGGAGAGAGUGAACUGGGAGACCCAGCAGCGUAUACUGGAGCAGCAGAAAAUGACUUUGGAAAAGAAUAAGAAGAAAGGGAAGAUCUUCUGAAAGCUUUUGUAUGAUGAGCCGGUCGUGCUCAUUGGCCAAUCCCCCUGUGUUGUCCUCGGGCAGACUCGCAACUGUUCUGCUGGAGGCCUUCAAGCUGUUCGUGGAGUUCCACAAAAGAGUUUACCUUCGUCGGACUCUGUUUUAGGCAAGCCAACCCCACACCAAUCUAAAAUAUAUUAGGAAUUUUCAAGUGUUUUUGAUUACUUACCAGCUGAUGUCCACAGUUAUAUGCGAAAACACAUCUAGCGGUCAAACUGUAUUUUUGUAAUAAAUUGUUUACUCGUCAAUUACUCGAACCUCAGUAACAGAAGUGUGUUUUCUGAGAAACCUGUGUGAUUUUUAACCCCCUGACCCAUGAAACAGCCUAACUGUACAUCUUCACAUGCACAAAUGACAUUUGGAGGAGAUGGGCAAAACCGUUUGCUCCUAUGGCUUAUGAUUUGUGUUUUUUUUCUCUCAUUGCAGCAGUGUGCCCAAAAUAUGUUAUGUCGAGUCAAUAUCCUUUGACCACCUCCUAUAACUUCAUUAAUGUUAUUAUUUCAUUUAUUUUUAUAUAUUAUAGUAUAUAAAAUGUAUGCGUACACCAAGACAGCUAACGUAAUACUUUUUUGUAUGUUUAUUAGAAUACUCGGCAGACUGGUGUCUUAAAAUACCUAGAGAGCAUCAGAAAUAUACUUCGAACGGUCGUGUUUAUGCAAGAGUGGUAUCUUUUGUUCUUUUGUUAUGUUCUUCAUAUCUGUAUUUUUAAUUUUAUUUUUCAUUUGUAUUGUACAGUCUCUUAAUAAACUUGUGAUGAUACAAGUA
Molecule: messenger RNA, 2103 nt
Organism: Triplophysa rosa
Lineage: Eukaryota; Metazoa; Chordata; Actinopteri; Cypriniformes; Nemacheilidae
Gene: septin7b
Product: septin 7b
Exons: 15
Coding region: 16-1299 (427 amino acids)
Biological process (GO): cilium assembly; cytoskeleton-dependent cytokinesis
Cellular component (GO): cell division site; septin ring; septin complex
Molecular function (GO): GTP binding; GTPase activity; molecular adaptor activity
Source: RefSeq, a predicted model, not a curated record